This is a messenger RNA of Prosopis cineraria, 2438 nucleotides long. Its product is annotated as homeobox protein knotted-1-like 1. The record is from RefSeq and is a predicted model, not a curated record. The transcript has 5 exons. Gene Ontology annotation, cellular component: nucleus. Bases 563 to 1507 code for a protein of 314 amino acids. Gene Ontology annotation, biological process: regulation of DNA-templated transcription. Lineage: Eukaryota; Viridiplantae; Streptophyta; Magnoliopsida; Fabales; Fabaceae. Gene Ontology annotation, molecular function: DNA binding; DNA-binding transcription factor activity, RNA polymerase II-specific.
UGGAGAUAGAAGGCGUGGAGAGGGGACCCACACAGAAGCGGGGGAACCAAUGAAAAAGGGAGAAGGAUAGGAUUUGAAGCACAGUGUUUGACGUCAAAGUGAAAACCAAGACUGGACUCUCUUUAAAUACGGCCAAUACACUACAGGUAACAGCAUUAACCUUCAAGAGCUCACCUCCGCAACCUUGUCAAUCCUUCCACUGCUUCCGUCCUUUGCUUUUCAUUCCCCACACUCUCCUUUUGCUCGGAAAAGAAAUUUUCCCACCUUUGGCCUUUUCCCAGGUGCCGUCUUCCUGUUCCUCUCCCUUCCCCACCCUCUCCUCUCCGUCAAUCUUUCCGUCCGUAUAGAGUAUUCAGUAUAACGUUGUCGACUUCAGCUCUUUCACUGGUAGCUCCACGAUUCUUCGACUUCAAGUAAAUGGGUCUUUCGUCAUUUUGUUUGAGCUAAAGCUUUCCCUUUCCUAUCUCUCUCCUUAUCUUCCGUGCCUCCUGCACCUCGAUGCUUGCUUAUUGCUUGCGGGAUUUCAAUCCAGACGACCACAACAGUUGCUCGGGUAGUCAUCAUGGACCAUGCCUACAGGUUAAACACCAAGGAAUCUCCCCGUUCUGGAGAUGUCAGAGUUGGUGACGUCUCUUCGUCUUCAGAUCAGUUGCAUCGUGGUCCGGUAGCCAAUACGCACGUACGGCAGGAAGUGCCUGAUGAUUCGGAAAGAACCGUGUCUGACGUGCCGGAUCAGUUCAUCAAGACCCAAAUUGCCAGUCAUCCUCUUUAUCCUAAUUUAUUAUCUGCUUACAUUGAAUGCCAAAAGGUCGGAGCUCCACCAGAACUGGCGUCCCUCCUGGAAGAAAUGAACCGUGAAAAUCACCCCAGCAGUGCUCAGCGUCAGAUAGGGGACGAUCCUCAACUUGACGAUUUCAUGGAAUCCUACUGCGAAGUUCUUGGUAGAUACAAAGACGAGUUGUCCAGGCCCUUCAACGAAGCGACCUUGUUUUUGAGCAAUAUCGAGUCCCAGCUCCGCAACCUUUGCAAGGGAACAUUGACAAAUUCAACGGGAUGUCGAUCCGAGGAGGCAGGUGUGACUUCAGAAGAGGAACUGGGUUGUGGUGAGGUUGAAGCUGUUGAAGGUGACGGAUCUUGUGGCAGUUGCCAAGCUGAUAAAGAGAUCAAAGAAAUGCUUCUUCGUAAGUACAGUGGCUAUCUUAGCAAUCUGCGGAAGGAGUUCUUAAAGAAAAGGAAAAGCGGCAAGCUUCCAAAAGAUGCAAGGAUGACGCUACUCAAUUGGUGGAACACCCAUUACAGAUGGCCUUAUCCCACGGAGGAGGAGAAAGUGAGGCUAUCGGAAAUGAGUGGACUGAGUCAAAAGCAGAUCAAUAACUGGUUUAUCAAUCAGAGGAAACGGCACUGGAAGCCAUCUGAUGAUAUGCGAAUUGCCGUGUUGGAGGGUGUAAGUGGGGCUGCCUUUGGACCCCCUUUCUGCUAUUCUGCUCCUCCGCCUCCGCCUCAUUGAUAUUCCUUUCUUCUCUCACAUCUUGCACACACGCGCACGUGUGUUCCAGGAGAUCAAUCUUUGGGACCUCCACACAAAUGUAUGAGCUACCUCUCAAAUAUUUGCUUGUUUAUAUAUAUACAUAGAUACGUGUGUGUGUGUGGGAGCAGCGUGUUUGUGUAUCAUAUAUGGGAUUCCUGGAAUUCCACCGGGAACGACCCGCCUAAUCAUCGACGCUGAAACAGUUCUAUACUUGCUAUACUCUCUGUACUUGAUUGUUCUCUGUGAUCGACGUGCUGCGAUCUCGUCAAUUAAGUUUAUAUGUGCCAGGAUUGAACGUCUGCGAUGGAUUUUGUUUGCAUUUAGAGCCUGUAUGAGAGCUGGAAAAUGGAAAGCAUGUUAAACGUCGCGCGUAGUAUAUUUGCUUUGGAUAGAGGAAGAUGAUAUUUGUAAGUGGGUGGAUCGGGGAGAAGAUUUUCUGCUCCGUGCAAGUGGAAAUAGCAACGAGGUUUCGUCUCAUCUCAAUUUGUGACCGGUCGGCUGCUGCUGCUUCGUUUAGCUGGUGCAGGAAUUUCGUUGGUGUCUACUGUACUUCGUCCCUACCCUUCUCUACUCGACCAAGCUGCACUGCACGUCUGCACCUAUUCACAUUCACAAUGGUCAUUAAUUAUCUUUUGGACUUGAUUUUCUAAUUAACCCAAGCUUUGAAGAAAUGGUAAAUCCGAAAGAUAAUCCUCCAACAAAAACUUUGUUAAGAGGCUUUGGGCCGGGCUCGAGUUUUUUAACACAGCUUCGAGAUCUCAUUCAUGGUCACGGUUCCACGCUUCUAAAUUCAAUAUGCCUUUUUAUUUAACUAUAUUAUUCUUGGUAUUAAAAUUCCAUUAAUUCAAUGUUUUUAUGUAUUUCAAAUGGUUGUUUUUCAGUUAAGGAUUCUCCGUAUUUGAGCACUAAA